AGGGCUGGCGAGCAGCAGCCGGCUGGGGGAGGGGGGUAUCGGCGCACGGCGGAGUGCUACGCUCUGAGAGCCUGGCACCCGGAGUAGCCGCUUCCCCCUCCCCCUGCCAAGAUCUCUAGAAGCCCCUUCUCAUCUAUUCUCCCUGGGCCGGGGCAAGCUGGGCUGAGGUAUCCCAGGCGGGCGGGGCAGAGCCCAGAGCCCCAUCAAGAGCGCUGCGGAGCGAACCUCACCUCCUUUCCUGGGUGCAAGUGUGAGCCAUUGUCCCAUGGUGUGUUGAUGCUGGUCUGCCAUGCUUGCCUGUCUGCCAGGGCCAGGGGACCUGUCCUUUCAGCUUCUUUCUCACACGCAGAUGAACACUGGACUUCAGAAAUGGGACACUACACAGAAAAUGAGAACUGCUCACUAUCCUACCCCAGCCGAAUUGGACGCGUAUGCUAAGAAGGUCGCAAACAACCCACUGACUAUAAAAAUCUUCCCCAACAGUGUGAAGGUUCCCCAGCGGAAACACGUUCGUCGUACUGUGAACGGCCUCGACACAUCAGCCCAGCGCUACAGCCCCUACCCGACUCAGGCUGCCACCAAGGCAGGCCUGCUUGCCAUUGUCAAAGUGCCAGCCAAAAGCAUACUCAAGGACUUUGACGGCACCCGAGCCCGGUUACUCCCUGAGGCCAUCAUGAACCCCCCAGUGGCACCCUAUGCUACUGUGGCACCCAGCACUUUAGCCCACCCCCAGGCCCAGGCUCUGGCCCGUCAGCAGGCCCUGCAGCAUGCACAGACCCUGGCCCAUGCCCCUGCCCAGACGCUGCAGCACCCUCAGGGUAUCCCGCCGCCACAGGCACUGUCUCACCCUCAGAGCCUCCAGCAGCCUCAGGGCCUGGGCCACCCUCAGCCCAUGGCCCAAGCCCAGGGCUUGGUCCACACUCAGGCCCUGGCCCACCAGGGUCUCCAGCACCCCCCCAACCCCUUGCUGCAUGGAGGCCGGAAGGUGCCAGACUCAGAUGCUCCCCCGAAUGUGACCGUGUCUACCUCAAGUAUCCCCCUUUCGAUGGCGGCAACCCUGCAGCACAGCCAGCCCCCGGACCUGAGCAGCAUCGUGCACCAGAUCAACCAGUUUUGCCAGACGAGGGCAGGCAUCAGCACUACCUCAGUGUGUGAGGGCCAGAUCGCCAACCCCAGCCCCAUUAGUCGCAGUCUGCUCAUCAAUGCAAGCACGCGGGUCUCGACCCACAGCAUCCCCACACCAAUGCCUUCCUGUGUGGUCAAUCCCAUGGAGCACACCCACGCGGCCACAGCCGCACUGCCUGCUGCAGGCUCUGUCAACCUGCCCACAGGCAUCUCUCGAGCCCCUGCUGGCUACCCUAGGGACCUCAAGUCAGUUGCCUGGAACCAGCACCAGCUGGCCCACCUACAACAGAUGUGCAGCGAGGCUGGUGGGACACAAGCCCCUGGCCUGGCAGGCAAGCACGCAGCAGGACGCGAGUUGGCAGGGCCUGGCUUUGUGGGCAAAGCCCCUGCUUACCCGCAGGAACUCUGCCUGGCGCAGUCCUUCCAUCUGAAGCCACCCCUGGAGAAGCCGACCCCAUCCCCACCAGUCAACGGCCUGGCAGCCCCACUGGCCUAUCCUAAUGGUCACUACUUUCAACCCCUAUGGAACAACAUUCUGCCCACUCCCAAUAGCGACAGCUCAGGGUCUCAGGACCUUGCCAUGCCUUUCCACGGCGGGCAGGCCACAGGUGCACCCCUUGACUGUGCAGCAGCUCCUGGGGCCCACUACCGAGCAGGGACUGGGGGUGGUCCAGUGGCAAGCCAGAACAGCUUGAUGCAAACAGUGGAUUACCUGAGUGGGGAUUUCCAGCAGGCCUGCUUCCGAGAACAGAGCCUGGCCGUGCUGAGCAAGGCCCACCGAGCCCCUGGCAGCCGAGCCCCUGACCCCACAGAUAGUCGAAGUCUUCAUAUUCAGCAUCCGGGGUAUAGAUAGGGAGGCGUGGUACUUUCCUGAAGCAACAUGUCAUACAUUGCCCUCCUAGGUUUAGUCUUACUUUUAAGUAACUGGAUAGUUUCAAAGUUUCGCUGCUCCAGUGUGAUCAUUCUUAGAUGUCUAAGGAAGGGAAUGUGUCAGGAACUAAAGUGAGGCAGAAGUCCUCCUCUUAUCCUCCCCUUCAGCAACUUCUGUUUUUAUGUUAGAACCUAACUCAUGCCCUAGGCUUUUCUAUUCUCCACUGCCUGCCUGUGAGGCUCUCCACCUCAGCCAUCUCAGACCAUCCUCCCAUCUUUUCCUGAACCUCUGCCUGUUUCCCUUAGAACUGGGGUAUGACUAAAGGAAGGGGCCUACGCCCCUAAACUCUAGGCCCUUUGACUCUCUCUUUGGGAUUAAGAAGCCAGACUUUCCAAGUGCUCUGGAAACUUAAUUCCUUAUUCACCCAAAGAUCUCAAAUCAAAACUAACCCAAUCUUCAUCUCUUCCCAGCUCCUUUCCCUUACUCAAGGCCAUAGCCUUGAAAAAUGGAGAAAAACACUUUCUGUUGGUGUCUUGGUUCCUGACUCUCCUUCCAGACUUAGAGAAAUGCGGUGGGCAGCUGGCAUCCCAAGAUCCGGUCUCACUGUUGUCUGUCUCCUAACUUAACUGCUGUUAUCCCUACCUCCCCUCUCCCAUCAAAAAAAAAAAAAAGCAAAAAAAGCAAAAAAAAAAAUAAUAAAACUACCUUGAGAAAUUAGAUAGAUGAGGGAUGAUCACAUUGGAGUUUGAAAUUAAAAAACACCAAAAAAAAUUUUUUUAAAACGCAUUUGGUUCUCCCUACACUGGCUAAGAAUAUUGCUCUACACUGUAUGUUUUAAAUGUCAUGUUUCUGUAUGAAUGGAGUGAGUUUGAGUAGCAAGCAGUUUGUAUGAGUGGCCCCACAGAUACAUUGACCCUCUUAAUCACCUCCCUUUGCAGCCCCUCAGAUUAAUGGAGAAAAAACAAAAACACAAAGCCUUAAGCUCUUUGAAUUCUCUACCAAAUGAGCAUAGUUGUAAUCUGCUGGAGAUGGGCCUUUAUUGGAAACAGCCCCUCCAGCCCCUGCCCGUUCUUAGAGCACUCCCUGCAUCUGCUCCAUGCUCUGUCUCAUUCCUGAGUGAUAAUUAGUUGGCUAGAAAUAUAACUUUUCUCUGUAACUUCAAACUUAGAUUAUAUUUUAUUGUAAAUCUUUGCACCCCUCUUCAGUUAAAAGAUGCAGUUGGGCUCUGACUUUAAAAAACAAAAAAACAAGCCCUUUUCCUCGUUUGGGGGAAUGUGAACUGAUACUUAAAGUUUUGGGUUCUGUUUACUAUCCACUCUUCCUUAGCCAGAAAUUCUCUAGUAAUCUGAAGCAGUGUGACUGAAGACCAGUUUUUAAAUUAUGUGUUGGCAAGUUGCCUUAUGUUAACAAAAAAAGCCUGAUUGUGUUAUGCCAAAUGAUAGCAACAUGAAAUUCUGAUUUAUUGUCCUAAUUGUUUUCCUGCGGUCUGUGAACACUGGUACCUCCCUGUUCCUGAACCCUCAGGAGCCCCUGCAGCUUCUGGUACAAUGCCUUCUCCCCGGGUGUUGACCACCGUCUUUCCCAGGGUCCCCCUCCAGGUCCCACUUUUUGGAAUCAAACUUACAGAGCAGUGCUGUCUCCCUUACCUCUUGCUUGGCGUCCAAA
This is a messenger RNA of Fukomys damarensis (Damara mole-rat), 3661 nucleotides long. It is a transcript of the gene Fam222b, whose product is annotated as family with sequence similarity 222 member B. The transcript is spliced from 3 exons. The record is from RefSeq and is a predicted model, not a curated record. Bases 290 to 1978 code for a protein of 562 amino acids. Lineage: Eukaryota; Metazoa; Chordata; Mammalia; Rodentia; Bathyergidae.